This is a messenger RNA of Camelina sativa (false flax), 1434 nucleotides long. The record is from RefSeq and is a predicted model, not a curated record. Lineage: Eukaryota; Viridiplantae; Streptophyta; Magnoliopsida; Brassicales; Brassicaceae.
AUGGCAAAAGAAGCUUCCUCUGGAUCGGCUAAAUCAGCCCCAAUCUUUAAUCCCUCCAGUCCUAAAUCCUCGCUGAUCUCUCUCAACAUGUCAAACAUCACCAAGCUAACCCCGACGAACUUCAUUACUUGGAGGUUGCAGGUUCGUGCUCUCCUUGAGGCGCAUGAACUUCACUGGUUCAUCGCCGAUGAUCCCUAUAUCCCUGAGGAGACAGUCAAACCCUCUGACGGUCCUGCCGUGCCUAACCCCGAGUUUGCCGCCUGGCAACGCCAAGACAAGAUGUUGUAUAGCUCUCUUCCUUGUUCACUCUCUCUUGCGGUUCAACCGAUUGUUGCCAGAGCUACCACGUCUCGUGAAGUAUGGGAGAUUCUCCAUCGUACCUAUGGCAAACCAUCCCGUGGUCAUAUCAAGCAACUCAAACAAGAAAUCAAGCAUCUCACCAAGGACAACAAGUCUAUUAAUGAGUACAUGCGAAUCAUCGUUGACAGAACUGAUCAACUGGCGCUUCUAGGUGCGGCCAUGGAACAUGAAGACCUGCUUGAUGUUAUCAUCAGUGGUCUUGAUGAUGACUACAGAGCAAUUUUGGAGAUGGUCAAUGGUCGUGAUGUCCCAAUCUCUAUUGAUGAGCUCCAUGAAAAGCUUAUCAAUCGUGAAAACACCCUGCAUAGUGAAGAAGUCGUCCCCAACUCUGCUCCUGUCACGACACAUAAUGCUCAGUUCCGUUCCCAGCAAGGACAUGGCUCAUUUUCUGGUAAUCGUGGAGGCUACUACAACUCUCAUGGUGGCUACUCACCCUCUCGUGGAGGAUUCCGUCCACCUCGUCCCUACCUUGGGAAGUGUCAGAUUUGUGGAGUGCAGGGUCAUGAUGCCAAACAAUGUCCGGAAUAUCAGCAGGGUAUCUCCACCUCUCAUCACCAACAGUACUCACCUCAUCAAGCAUCUCCCUAUCAUGGUCUUCUACCCUGGCCUGCGUCUGCUCCGCAUCUCCCGCUUUCGUCUCCACAAUGGUCCAAUCAGGCACACCAUACGACUGCAACCUCUCCUGACCUGUAUCCGUGGCUUCUGGACAGUGGUGCUUCACACCAUAUUGCUAGUGAUCUCUCCAGUUUAUCUCUUCACUCUCCUUACACUGGCGGUGAGAGUGUAACGGUUGGCAAUGGAGCUGCUCUCCCGAUCACACACACUGGUUCCACUAUUCUCCCUUCCACCUCUCUUUCCCUCUAUCUUAAUAAUGUUCUAUGUGUUCCAUCAAUACACAAGAAUCUUAUAUCAGUGAACAAACUUUGCAAAGCUAACAAUGUUAUGGUUCAAUUGUGUCCUUUUGAUUUUCAGGUGAAGGAUCUGAAAACGGGGAUAAUUCUACUCAGCGGCAAAGCCAAUGAGGGAGUGUACGAAUGGCCUUUGAAACACACUCCACCCAUCUAUGUUUUUUAA